AUGGAAGAGGUGGAGGGCACGCCGGACCCAGCCUUUGUAGACGUGGACCAGGGCUUGACUCUGGCCUGCGUGGCCUUCCUCUGCAUCCUGCUGGUGGCCAUGAUCAUCCGCUGUGCCAAGGUGAUCGUGGACCCCUACAGCGCCAUCCCCACCUCCACCUGGGAGGAGCAGCUCUUGGAGGACUGA
This is a messenger RNA of Gadus chalcogrammus (walleye pollock), 186 nucleotides long. Its product is annotated as cortexin domain-containing 1 protein-like. Bases 1 to 186 code for a protein of 61 amino acids. Lineage: Eukaryota; Metazoa; Chordata; Actinopteri; Gadiformes; Gadidae. The record is from RefSeq and is a predicted model, not a curated record. The transcript has a single exon.